AAUGUUGAACUUGAAACAAGACAAUGAGAGAUUGCAAAAAAUUGUAACAAAUCAAUCCCUUCAGUCUAGUUGUAGUUCUCUACAGUCUCCACCAGUAUCAAAUCACACUCAAAGUGAUGAAGGGACAGAAGCGUUAUUGCCCUCAUUAGAUUCAGAUGCUAUGUUGGUCCAACUUAACGUGUUCCUUGGUAGUCAUGGUAGUUAUAACAAAUAUAAAGAAAAUAAGACUAAAACAUGCAUAAUAUCUGCAUUACCUAUUUCACCAAAAUCAAAAUGGGAUAUGGUUGACCACCUUGUUGUUAAAGGAUUCAAAGAUUAUGUGGAACGAAUUGAUCCAAUGACCAAAUUGGGACUUUGUGUUGACUCAAUAUGGAGCUACCACAUCGAUGAUAUAAUACGAUAUAUAUCAAAUACAAAAGAAUAUAAGCCUCCUGAUAAGUCCCCUUAUGAAUGUAUGAUGAAUGGUUCAAAUAUUUCUAUUUGUCUCAAAGGUGCCAUGCAUUCGGGAAGUUUAGACGCUUUAGCGUUCGAUACUCUCAUACCAAAAAGUAUUCUCCAAAGGUAUGUUUCUUUAUUAAGUGAACAUCAUAGAAUAAUWUUAUGUGGACCUAGCGGUACUGGCAAGUCUUAUUUAUCGAAUAAACUUUCCGAGUUCCUAGUUAUGAAAAUGGGAAAAGAAUGUAAUUCUUCAACUAUUGUUACAUUCAGCGUUGAUGAGAAAAAUAAUAAAGAUUUACAACAAUAUCUGUCCAAAAUAUCUGAUCAAGCUGAUAGUGACUCUUCCCAAAUUCCAUGUGUUGUGAUCUUAGACAAUUUACAUAAAGCGUUGUCUUUACCAGAUGUGUUCAAUGGUUUUCAAAGUCCAAAAUGUCCAUAUAUAAUAGGAACUAUUAAUCAGUCAACAUGUUCAACAACUAGUCUUCAAUUACAUCACAACUUYAGAUGGGUCCUUUGUGCCAACCACAUGGAACCAAUGAAAGGAUUCCUUGGUCGUCAUUUGAGGCGUAAACUUGUAGAACAUGAAUGUCGAAUUGGACAAAGAAACGCGCAGCUAAAACGAAUUGUGGAAUGGAUCCCKGAAGUCAGAAAUCAUUUGAAUCAAUUGCUUGAGAUUCAUAGUUCGUCUGAAGUUACAUUAGGACCUAUUUUGUUUGUUUCGUGUCCAAUGGAUUUAGAAACAUCUCAAAUGUGGUUUUCAGAUUUAUGGAACUAUUCUUUGGUUCCAUAUGUAAUGGACAUAGUUCGUGAAGGCAUUAGAUUGUACGGAAAAAGAGCAGCGUGGAAAGAUCCAGCUUCAUUUGUCAUUCAGUCAUAUCCUUGGUCUAAUGCAGUGCAUAAAACCAUAGAAUCAUUCAUUAGAAUACGACCAGAAGAUGUUGGCUAUGACAUAGAACAGGAUAAUGACCCAUUGGUAUAGUUGAAUUAAUUAUCUGUG
Molecule: messenger RNA, 1435 nt
Organism: Diuraphis noxia (Russian wheat aphid)
Lineage: Eukaryota; Metazoa; Arthropoda; Insecta; Hemiptera; Aphididae
Gene: sick
Product: sickie
Biological process (GO): neurogenesis; nervous system development
Molecular function (GO): ATP binding; protein binding; ATP hydrolysis activity
Source: RefSeq, a predicted model, not a curated record